CAAAUAUUGAAUUAAAUUACAAAAAUGAUAAUUGUACAUGACUUUUCUACAUGGAUGGACCAGUGAGCGCAGUGGUGUUUGCUGAUAAAGAGUGUGUGUCUGUGUGAUCCUCCCUCCCUGUUUAAUUUGGUCUGAUCCAUUUGUGAAUGGAUCUCCGUUAUGAACUGCUCGUGUGAGCCAUCGAUAUCCCUGCGUCUCACUGUGCAUGUCCACUUUCCUGGUCUAAAUGGUGUACAACAUUUGUAAUCAAUAAUUUGGGGCUGCUCGUUGCUCCAGCUCGUAGCAUACAAAAUGGUAGAAAACGACAUCUGAAAUGUUCUGGCUCUGUGCUUUCUCUCUGUUCACUCGUUACUACACCAGCACGCAGCGCUAUGCUCAGGGUCCACAUGUGAUAUCUAGUGUAUAUAUCGAUGCUGUCUGAAAUCAGCCCAUGAUUUAGUGUGAUGAACAUUGAUGUUCACAUCAGGUCAGUGGAUUGAACUCUCCAUUCCUCUUAUAGCAGUGCUUCAGCGACUCCUCUGUCAACACCACAUCCACCUCCAGCAGGUUUAUCAGCACCAUUAACACCUCAAAUGAUGAAAACACAUGAAGAGCUGUGAACACUUCACUAGUGAUCCUCUAGCUUCGUGAUUUAGAGAUCAUGUCUAUAUAGUGUGUAUGGUGUUGAUAUAAUGCAGCUUUUUGAAACUGUUCUCAGAGCAGUGAGAAGCUCUUCAGAGAAGUGUGACCUGUUGAGGUCAGUAUCAGAAUAAUAGUCCUGAAUGAGUAACCAGACUCCUGGAAUCAUUAAGAGCUGAACUCUCACACACAGAGACCGUUAUAGCUGAAGAUCUCAUGUCCAUAACUUACACUGAUCAGUUAAAGAGACAGAAAGACCCCAUGGCUGAUCUCAGAUCAGUGAACCGCUGAUACUGCACUACUGAUGCUGUUAUGAUCACUUCAUACACCACCGUCCUGCUCUUCCAUAAGCGUUUGGGGAUGUUAUGGAACAAGGGAAGUGUUACAGGUGAGUUUUCCAUUUCAUCUGCUCGACCUCUGCAGUUACUGAAUAUUUUCCUAAUACAUCAUUGUGGAGGUGUGUACUGCUGGCCUGGAGGAGUUCUGUCCGCUAGUGUUUGACCAAUACCAUUCUGUAAAGGGCACCUAUUAUGCUAAUUUUAUUUAUGCUGGUUUUACACACAGUAGUAUGUGUGUGUGUGUGUGUGUGUGUGUCAGCAGUGUGUGAAUAUCUUCAGCCUCUAAUGCUCAACAUGAUGUAAUUGUGUUCUAAUCAGACUUGAUGCACAUUCACCCAUUGUACAUGUCAUCAGAGGGACAAAAGCCCCGCCCACUAGUCUCCAUCUCAUUAGCAUAAACAGCAGCCCUGAGUGAGAAGCAGCCGUCUGUCCAUUAGCCAUUAGAGUGUUUGAGCUGCUGAAGAUAAUGUCAGCAUAGACUAAGAGGAUUAUAGAUGUGGAGUUUUAGAUGAACAGAGACAGGAGCGACAUAGACUGACAGAAGCAUCAAGCACACACACAUGCACACCUGACCAGCACUCACAACACACACUGCUGUUUUACAUCUGUCACUAUGGGGACGCACAGCUGUGAUAUGGAGCUGUAAUGCGCUCUAAACCUGCCGGAACUACUUUAACUUUUAUCUGACUACAGCCAAACACCUGAGAGUGACCAUCAGCCAAUCAGAAUCCAGCAGGUUUGUAGUGUAGGUGUUCAUAAAGGGCUGUUCUCCUCUCUGUCUGGCAGUGUUCAGUGUUCCUCCUCCUGGAAUAUAUCACGCAGCUCUUCUAGUGCUCUUUACAGGCUGGAGAAUGAGGAACAUGGCGCGAGAGAUCUUGGCCUUCAUCCUCUGCACCUCAGGCUGGGUGCUGAUCUCCUCCACAUUACCCACAGACUACUGGAAGGUGUCUUCGAUCGACGGCACGGUCAUCACCACAGCCACCUUCUGGUCCAACCUGUGGAAAACCUGCGUGACCGACUCCACCGGCGUCUCCAACUGCAAAGACUUCCCUUCAAUGCUGGCACUGGACGGUUAUAUCCAGGUGUGCCGUGGCCUGAUGAUCACUGCUGUCUGUCUGGGUUUCUUUGGCUCCAUCUUCGCUCUGAUCGGCAUGAAGUGCACUAAGAUCGGCGGCCCGGACAAGUUCAAAGCCAGAGUCGUCAGCUUCGCUGGAUUCAACUUUGCUUGUACCGGUCUGUGCUCUCUGACUGCAUACUCGCUCUACGCUCACAGGAUCACCUCGGAGUUUUUCGACCCCAUGUUUGUCGCGCAGAAGUAUGAGCUGGGCGCCGCUCUGUUCAUCGGCUGGGCUGGAUCCACUCUGUGUCUGCUCGGAGGAGCGCUCUUCACCCUGUCCAUGGCUGACGGCAGCAGCAACAAGAGUUCUCCGAACAGAAGAGUGGCGUCUCUAAUGUCGGGAGCGAUGCCUCAGAGUCAGACGUCUCACACCAGGAGGACUCUUCCAGAAUACAGCAGCACUCCACAGCACUUCGACAAAAACGCCUACGUAUAACACACUCCAGACCUGAUCUGCUAACUCUGAGAUCAGAAGCAAAGAAUAACUCAAUCCAGAGCUUUCACAAGACUACCGUUCAUCUUUACAACACAAAUGAUGAAAUCUGUACAUUUUACUUGCUUUUUAUUGUAGAUGACAAACUGUUUGUAUAACUUGUGCAAAUUUUUAUACUUUUUAUACUCUAAUCAUUGUAUAGGAAAUAUUUCACUGUGAAUACAUCUGAGCAUCGAGUCACGUUCAGUCUCGACGUUCAGUAUAUGACAUUCGACAUUCAGUAUACGCGCAUGAGAGCAGUUCACUGAAUGGCCAGCGGUGUCGCUAACAUCUAGAGUUUCCCAGUCGUGCGUUCAGCCCAAAUUUCUUAAGCUGCAAAAUAUUCAAUGCAUAAGCAUGUUUUAAACCUGGCCUGAUGCUGGGGUCACAACAAAUGCAGACCAGGCGGAAUGAAGACCACACCAUGUGUAGCAUGUUUCCCAUGAUGUGUGUUACAGAGCUCAGCAUAUAUGAGUACACCCCUCACUAAUCUCUCUUCUAAAUUCAUAUUUUUAAUAGGAGCUCUACAAUCUUAUAUUUGUGCAUAUACAUUAGAUUAGUCAGUACUGACGCCAAAUCUGGAGCUCAUCUAACACAAUAACAUUCAAUAACGAUCCCAAAACUAAAACUAGCACAGCCAAAUUUAUAUCAUUCAUUCCUUUUCUUCUCAGCUUAGUCCCUUUAUUAAUCAGGGGUCGCCACAGCAGAACGAACCGCCAACUAUUCCAGCACAUGUUUUGCGCAGAGGAUGCCCUUCCAGCUGCAACCCCUCACUGGGAAACACCCAUACACACUCAUUCACACACACUCCCAUACACUACAGCCAGUUUAGUUCCUCAGUUCCCCUAUAGCGCAUGUGUUUGGACUGUGAGGGAAACCGGAGCACCCGGAGGAAACCCACACCAACACGGGGAGAACAUGCAAACUCCACCUUAAUAAUCAAUGUGAUUAAAAAAUAAAGUUAUUGUUUAAUGAAUAAUGAGUGUAAAGUUAUUGAAUUGUUUCUAAAUAGUAUUGAGUGAUAAGUGAUGGGUCAACAGACUGAG
Molecule: messenger RNA, 3591 nt
Organism: Danio aesculapii
Lineage: Eukaryota; Metazoa; Chordata; Actinopteri; Cypriniformes; Danionidae
Gene: cldn10b
Product: claudin 10b
Exons: 5
Coding region: 1808-2509 (233 amino acids)
Biological process (GO): cell adhesion; bicellular tight junction assembly
Cellular component (GO): plasma membrane; bicellular tight junction
Molecular function (GO): structural molecule activity
Source: RefSeq, a predicted model, not a curated record